UAAAAUCGAAUUUGUACGACAGGCGCCGAUCGCGUGGCUUUGAAUUUUUGCCUAAGAAAAGUGGGGAAACGGGAUCCUUGACAAGUUAGAGAACAAACGAGGGCUCCGGCUAUCAAGGGAAAACAGUAUGUAACACGAAAAUGCAGUGGGCUCGGCAUCGUGAUGGAUGAUGGGAAAUGCUUAUUAGACGUGAUCAGUGACCCGCAAGCCUUAAAAGAAUUUUUUCGCAGUACCAGUCAGAUUGCAUUUGUUGAGGGUAAAGUACCACCUUUGAGUGACGAAACUGAUAAUAAACCUGAAGCAAGCAACAAUAUUUCAAGAAGUGACAACACUGCUUUUUCAACAUGCAGUUCUCAGUCAUCAAUCUCUCAAAGUUCAAAUUCAAGUACAACAUUGACUGGGCACAUGAACCAGCAAAGCACACCAUUGGCCCACUUCUCCUUUCCAUCUAGUUCGGGAAAUGGCCAGGGAAACUUUUUGGCAAACGAUUUAUCUUCGAUAACUAACGGCUUAACAAACAACACCAGGACAAACGACUUAACCACGGUCAGCAGCUCAAGAAGCACCAGUGUUUCUUUGAACAACCAACACUUGCUAACCUCAAAAGCAACUAUUCCAAAUACAAGCAGUUUGUCAUCGGUUGGUGCAAACCAAGUCGGCAUCUCUACUCUGCAAACUACCUUAACAAAUUCACCUCUAUCUUUUGCCUUAAGUGAUACAGGCAAAACAAGGAAUAUUUUAUCAACCAGCUCAGUAUCCUUAGCAACUGCUGACAAACCUCUUGCUGUCUCCCCAAAACAGAUUAUCAACCAGCAACCCACAAAAUCUACUCCACCACGACGACCACAAAACCUUAAGGGUUUGCCACUGCCCAUAUUACGGCCCAAAGGUAUUGCACCUAGACCUCAAAAUGCUUCAACUCCAGCAACACAAAACACCUCACAAAUUACAAUUGAUGGAAAUUUACUAACCCAGGGUAUUAAAACUGUGCCCAUUAAAGGUCAACCACAGCUAGUUGCAAUUCGACCGAAACUCAUAAUCGCCCAAUCAAAUCCAAGUGGACCUGUGCAGAGCACCCAGGCCGGCCUUGGGACCUCAAAUACUAGGCCAAAACAAAAUUUACAAAAUGCAUUCACACUUGGAGCUAAAGGACAAACACAGUUGCCAAAACAAAUUCUGAAUACUUUAACUGUACCACAACUUCAACAAACAGUGUCAAACCAAAUUGGGAAGUCAGGUUUAGCUAGUUUGGUUCAGCUACAACCAAAACAGAUUGCCCCAAAGCCUGAGCAAGUUUCAACUGCUCAAAGUGCAAAGGUGAAGCAAACCCAAGAUCAAGCCUAUUUGCAGCUGGUGCAAAAUUUACUGGCACAAACACAGUUUCAGACAAACGUUGGACAAAAGGAUUUGAAACAAGCAUCCGGUUUGGGCCAGGAAAGUUUGACCCAACAGCAAAAGCUGGCACAACAAAAUCAGUUGAAAAAGUUGUUGCAACAGAAUCAACUGGUACAGCAAGCAUUGCAAGCUCGAGUGCAGCAGCAACAACAACAGCAGCAACUUUCACAACAACAACUUUCACAACAGCAACUCACACAGCAACAAAUCUCACAGCAACAGCAACAACUUUCACAACCACAACAACUUUCACAACAACAGCAACUCUCACAGCAACUUACCCAUACUCAUUCACAACAACAACCACAGCAACAAUUGCUCCAAAUGAAAUCCCCGCAGAUGAAUGCCGCCAACACAGUCACAGUGACACAACAAGCUCAACCUCAGGUGCCUUCGACAACUAUCAAUGCAGCAAACUUGGCCUCGCAACUUAAAGAAGCAAUCAAUACGAAACAACUACAGCAGUUUUUGGAGAAGAACCCAGUUGUGGCUCAACAACUAAAACAACUGAAUCUAAGACAAGCUGGUCUUAUAAGCAAUGCUAGACCACAAAAUGUUACACCUGGAAAUACAGUAUCCACAACAGUUGCAACUCCAGUUAAAACAGUAGUCCAGCUGCAGAAACCUGCACUAACAGUUGGAGAUUUACAGAAAACUACUGGAAACCAAUUACAAACUGUUGGAAUAUUACAAAAGUCUGUUGUAAACCAACUGCAGAAACCAGCCCAAAGCAUUGCUCAUUUGCCAAAGACUACCUUGAACCAACUACAGAAACCAAGUACAAAUUUAACUCUCUCUCAAAAUCCUAUUGUUUCAAGUAUGACUCAGUUACAAAAAGCCGGCACUACAAACAUUGUGACGCAAUUGCCCAAAUCUACUUCUUCUUUGACACAUGUUACCAUUGCCAACCCCAAGAAAGUAAUCACCAUACCAUCCACUGGUCAAAAUACCAGCAUACAGAAGACAGAGCAAAAACUAGCUACAACUCAAAAAGUGGUCAUAGUUCAGAACUCUAACACCCUCAGCAUGGCAGCAGCCAGCGAUGGUCAGCCAAAGGUUUUGCUUCAAACGAAAGAGGGAAGACCAAUAUUACUAUCACAGGAACAGUUUAAACAAAUCCAAGCACAGUUGGCAAGCAAAAAUUUGAGUAUUCAAGGCAAACUUGUGACAGCAUCACCUGUUACGACAAAAACAGCAGCUGUGAAACCCCAAGUUGUUGUGAAAAGCGAGCCUGGUGCUAUCAAGGUUAACCAGAAAGUCCAGGCAUCGACUCCUAAAUCCCAGAUUAAACAGGAUGUAACAAAAAGUGCAAAACGACCAAUAAAGGCUGUUGAAACAGAAGAGUCCAAAUUGAUAAAACGGGUGAAGCUUACUGUACAGAAGGACCAAAAUGAUGUUUGCUCCACAGACAUACACAAGCCAUUCAAAUCACAACAAGAUGCAAUCACACGCCUUACACCAUAUCACGUCUACUCAGAACCCAUCCCCAACGCCAGAAUGCAACAUAAAGCAAAUGUAUUACUGGACAAAUUGGCUUUACAACUAACAUAUAAAAGUGACAAGAUGAUUGACAAAUAUCGACAGUUACUGCUCAAUGAUAUGCAGCGAGAUGUACCCUCAGCUGAGGUAGUCAUGGUCAACAGAAUAUACCUAGCCGACGAGAAAGCUGCUUUGCUACAGAAGAAACAAACCAUAUUAGAAGAAGCUAAACAAAUGGCUCAAACAGUAAGAUCAACAUUGAAUCAAACAAACCCAAGUGACAGCAAUUUAACCGUUAAUGAAACCACCACUACAGAUCAACUAUCAACUGUUUCGACACAAGACCUACAUCCAGAUACAUCCGAACCUAUCGAGAUCAGUGAUGAUGAUGACUCAUCGCCGAUCACAUCAGCAAAUAGUUUUUUAACACAGGUUUCUAACACCAGGACAGAAAUGAAUGUUAUAAACAGAACGUUAGAACCUGGUUGAUAUAUACCCU
Messenger RNA from Dendronephthya gigantea, 3373 nucleotides. RefSeq names its product bromodomain-containing protein DDB_G0280777-like. NCBI's taxonomy places the organism in Eukaryota, Metazoa, Cnidaria, Anthozoa, Malacalcyonacea, Nephtheidae. The coding region runs from base 163 to 3363 and encodes 1066 amino acids. The record is from RefSeq and is a predicted model, not a curated record. The transcript has 11 exons. Gene Ontology annotation, cellular component: SWI/SNF complex. Gene Ontology annotation, biological process: positive regulation of DNA-templated transcription.